Papaver somniferum (opium poppy) is the source of this 1282-nucleotide messenger RNA. RefSeq names its product syntaxin-81-like. The transcript is spliced from 4 exons. The record is from RefSeq and is a predicted model, not a curated record. Gene Ontology annotation, cellular component: SNARE complex; endoplasmic reticulum. Bases 550 to 999 code for a protein of 149 amino acids. NCBI's taxonomy places the organism in Eukaryota, Viridiplantae, Streptophyta, Magnoliopsida, Ranunculales, Papaveraceae. Gene Ontology annotation, biological process: retrograde vesicle-mediated transport, Golgi to endoplasmic reticulum.
CCUAAUUAACUUAGUUAUUAUUGCUUGAAGUAGCUAGCAAUUUUAAUUUCUCAUGAUCCGUGGAACGCAUCCCUCGGAAACAUUGGCCCUGCAUUAUGUAUAGCCUUGCAUCAUUGGAGGAUUUUGCGACCCGCAGCUAAUUAAUAGAUGGGACUACAGUUAUGUAACUUGGAGAGCUCUAGGCUGUGUUCAGCCACCCUUGAAGGGAUUUGCCUCAAACAGCAAAGAACUUGGAACUGGUGGUAUUAUUCUUAUUAGUUAUCAUGUUUCAGGAAACAUUGGCCCUGCAUUGGUUUUAAUUCAUGGUGAUCAUAUUGAAUUGAAUGGUCACGAAGACAUUCAGGCAAAUGUAUGUGCAGUAAUUGUUUCAAGUAUACUUCAAAAACAUGUUAUGUGAACAAAUAAUGUUACGAGAUUACAUUAUAUUAGCCCUUACCAAGUAAUGUUAAUAGAUGACACUUAUGGUUUGGCAUUACUUGGCAAGGGCUAAUAUAAUGUAUUUCCAAGCUGACACACCACUGGUUUUCUUCAAGGCCAUGGCUUGGCAUUAUGGUUGAUAAUUCCCAAGCUGACAUUGUGGCUCACAGACACGGUGUGGUUUUGAUUCUCAGUGAGAGGCUUCAUGGGGCAACUGCUCAGUUUGACCAGUUAAGAGCCACACGGUUUCAAGAAGCUGUUAAUAGAGCAACGCCGAGAAGAAAACCGCAAAAGGUGUCCAUUUCACACUCAAUGGAUGCACCUAGAUCUGUAUGUGCAGAGGUCAGGGAGCCACAUGAGUUUCCACCAGAACCUCUUAGGGUUCAGCUACAGCUCUUGGAUGAUGAAACACAGGCUCUUCAGGUAGAGUUGUCUAAUCUUCUGGAUGCUGUGCAAGAAACUGAAACGAUGAUGGUCGAAAUGUCUGCCCUAAAUCACCUCAUGUCCACACAUGUUCUUCAACUGCAGGCUCAGCACAUUGAGUUUUUGUAUGAGCAGGCAUUGAAGCUACAAACAACGUAGACAUGGGUAACAAGGAGCUCACACAAGCCAUUGACAGCAACAGCAGCAGCAGCAGCAGACCCUUUCUUUUGCUUUUCUUCUUUGUUCUAACAUUCUCUAUAGUUUUUCUUGAUCAGUACAAGAGCUGAGACAAAUAAAUCUCUUCAGUUUGUAUUCCGCCUUCAUAUUUUCUUCACUUUCUGUUUGUUCUCCCUUUCUUUGUUUACUUGAUUUCACUUGUAGUGGGUAAUGCCAAAAAUGAAAUCAGAAAUGAAGAAGAACAGAUUUAAUGAAAUUAACUUUU